CAAUAUUUAUAAUUUUGGCAUUAAACUCAAUGGUGUACAUUAUACCUUUUUUUACACACAUCUUUUAAGAGGAAAUUGAAUCUUCUGAUUUUAAGAAAUGCAAAUGUGGGGCAAUGAUGUAUCACCCAAAGAUUUUCUUUGUAAUAGAAAAUGUUUUUAAAGGGGGAAAAUAGGGAUUUUUAUUAUUAUUAAAAGAUAAAAGUAAAAUUAUUUUUAAGAAACAAGGCAUUGGAAACAUUUAGUUUCACGAUAUGCCAUUGUUAGGCAUUCCCUAUCUGAUUGUUAGAAAUUAUUCAUUUCCUCAAAGACAGAGAAUAAAUUGGUUGAGGAUGCAAUCUUGUACUAUGCACUUUCUUUGCCCAAGGCAAACACUGAGCAUUUGAGAGCCAUGAGAAUGCUUCUGCAUUUGAGUUUGCUAGCUCUUGGGGCUGCCUAUGUUUCUGCCAUUGCUGUACAAAGUCCCAUGAAUAGGCUGGUGGCAGAGACCUUGGCACUGCUCUCCACUCAUCGAACUCUACUGAUAGGCGACGGGAACCUGAUGAUUCCUACUCCUGAACAUAACAAUCACCAACUGUGCAUUGAAGAAGUCUUUCAGGGUAUAGACACAUUAAAGAAUCGCACUGCACCGGGGGAUGCUGUGGACAAGCUUUUCCGAAACUUGUCUUUAAUAAAAGAACACAUAGACCUCCAAAAAAAAAAGUGUGGAGGAGAAAGAUGGAGAGUAAAAAAGUUCCUAGACUACCUGCAAGUGUUUCUUGGUGUAAUAAACACUGAGUGGACAAUGGAAAGUUGAGAUGAAACUGGCUUAUUGCAGUGAAAGAUUCUGGAGGAGAAGAAGAAUGUUAUUUUUUGCAAUGAGAAUGAGGCCCAACCAAGGGUCACUGUAAUUAAACUUCAGAUGCAAAGGAAUUUUUCAGGCAUACUGCUACUUUGCUGCCUCACAUAGGCAGAAAGGAUAAAAAUAAAAUAUUUGAGAUAUAUUUCAGAUAUCAGAAUCAUCGAAGUCUUUUCCUCCAGUGUGCUCUAGGCAAAAUAAAUAUGUACUUUAAUCUUAUUUAACACAACAUUCUGUAAAAUGUCUAUUAACUUAAUAUUUAUGUAUGAAAUGAUUGAGAAUUUCAUAAAUCAAUAUUUAUUUCAGGUUGGGCUGUGUUCCAAUAAAACAAAAAUGAACAACUGAUUCAAUUUGUUGCUGGUCUCUGUCCUACUCUUGAAGUGGGCGCAAUCUGUGUGGAAACAUGCUGCGUGUGGAAGGACAGUCUGCAUCUGUGUUGGUUGAGCAUUCCCAUCUCCCUGAUGAUGGAAGUUGUGGGUUUGCUAAGCAUACCACAGAUGGAAGAGAUCCAGCAGGUCAUGUGGGGAUGUGAGCAGCGGGGACAUAGGCUUGGGCUGAGCAUGGUUUCCUUGCCAUGUUACACCAGAACCUAGGAUGGUGCAGGUUAAAUGGUAUGUGAUGAAUGAAUGAAUGAAUGGAUGAAUAGACCUUCAGCCAUAAAAUUAAAAUGACUUUGAAGGAUUUCCC
Messenger RNA from Panthera uncia (snow leopard), 1522 nucleotides. RefSeq names its product interleukin 5 (gene IL5). Lineage: Eukaryota; Metazoa; Chordata; Mammalia; Carnivora; Felidae. Gene Ontology annotation, cellular component: extracellular region. Gene Ontology annotation, biological process: immune response. The record is from RefSeq and is a predicted model, not a curated record. Gene Ontology annotation, molecular function: growth factor activity; interleukin-5 receptor binding. The transcript is spliced from 4 exons. Bases 389 to 793 code for a protein of 134 amino acids.